CUUUCAACACUUCUUGGAUCGCCCCGAAAGUCCUUAUUAUGGCAUGUCGACCUAUCGUGACGUGCUGGGACGGACAGGAGAGAGUUAAAAUUUGUUGCGACUCUUUAUUUACCUGAAGCCCCACCCAGUUAUUUACAUGGGGGAAGUAGUUCCAUUAAUAAGGAGGUGUUCGUGGCAAUUUCGUACUUAGUGUUGUAGGUCCGACUUGAAGAUCAGAUCUCGGUGUGCAGCAAAUUGUGCUAUGCUAUUGGAGGUGCUCCAAACCAGGUUGCUAGCAGUGCCACUUCUUUCUUUCUGCAGAUCUAUCUCUUAGAUAUAGCUCAGAAAGGCCUUGAUUCCCCCCGCCACCCCACCAUCAUCAUUUCUGAGUCCUGAAAGCUAUGGAUUGGGAUUACUCCAUUUCAAGCCUCUCUGGUGCUACUUGUUGGCAAAGCCUGUGGAGCAACCGCAGAUCCUGUUGGUGGUUAUUUUAUUAGUAAAAGUAAACGAACCAAAAUUGGCCACCUCAUGCCUUGGCAUUUCUUUAUAUUGCUGUGGAUGCCAUAAAGUAUGAAAAAUUAGCAGUGGAUUUGGAGCGGCCUUGUUGAGAUCAGGGGGUAAAAAUAUGAAGUCCAUACAGAAGAGCAGAGAAGUAAUCACACUAGCUCUAACUGUUUAUAGAAAGCACAAAGAAAACAUGCACAACAAGCAACAGACUUUCAUCUCUCUGCAAAACCUCUAAUUAACUUUCCCUUCUCCUUAUUAUCCUAGAGAGAAUCUAUCUAUGUGGUCCCUAAUUGUUGACACCAACUUGACAACACUUAAUCAAUCUCUUUAUUAUGAAAUAUGAAUAAAGAGGGUUUUCAGCAGGGAUUUGGGAAUGUGAAUAACAAAAUAGUGGAAGGAAGAUUUUCUUCGUAUAUUGCAGUCUGUAAAUAUUCAAACAUUAAUAUGUUAUUCAUGUGUCUGUGCUCAUGUACAUGUGUUUGUGUGAAUGACUAUGAUGUGUUCAUUUAAAAAGUGAAUCUAGAUGCAGGGCCUCUCAAGUACAGGCUAGAGAGGAAGUGUUCAACAUAAUGGGCUGAUUCAGAUGAUACCUUACCAGUCCACAUGAUUAGAAGGCCAGACAAUCUAAAUAUAUAUUUUUACUGUUUAACUGAUUUCAGACUUUUAAAUGUGAUUUUUAUGAAAUUUUAUUGUAUUUUAACUUUUGUAAACUGCCUUCGGAUGUGUAACGGAUUAAAGCCUUAGUCUCAGAGCAAGCUCACAUGAGAGAAAGAAAUGCUGGAUCAUCCCUGCUAAGCUUCAUGACUAAGCUUCUCCUAAAAACUCUUCUGUAUUUCUGGAUGCUGGGUUGCACACCUUUCACCAUUGUAGCCUACUUCUUUCUAUGGUAUUUGCCUCCCUUUGUAACUCCAAAAGUCGUAUGGCAUCUGGCUUUCUAUUCCAUUUUCCAAGCACUGAGUACACUAUUCCAGGUACCAUAUUCUGCUCUCGCCAUAUUUCUCAGCCCAGACCAGAAGGAAAGAGAUUCAGCAAUAGCAUACAGAAUGACUCUUGAAAUUCUUGGAACACUGAUUGGAGCUACUUUGCAGGGGCAAAUAGUUGCCAGUGCUCAUAGCUCUGAUCACUGCAACUACAAUCACACUGAAAUUAUACAUCCUCCUAACCUGCAACAAAACAGUUCCAGCCUCCAAGCUUUGUCUCAUGCUAAAAAAGUCUACAUGAUGGCAGCAGGGAUAAUAGGAGGACUAUACAUUGUUGGCAUCAUUAUCCUCUUCUUUGGAGUGAAAGAAAAAGAUCCUUACGCCUUAAAAUCAGACAAAACAUUCUCUUUCUGUAUGGGACUCAGUAUCACAAUGAAGUAUGGACCAUAUGUGAAACUUGUAGGAUCAUUUCUUCUGAUCUCAACAGCAGUUCAGCUUGAACAAGGCAACUUUGUCCUCUUUUGUACCCAAGCAGCUGGUCUUCGCAACCAUUUUCAGUAUUUAGUACUAAUAAUCUUGGUGUCAGCGGCAGCAGGUACUCCAUUCUGGCAAUGGUUUCUGAAUCAUUUUGGGAAAAAGAUGGCAGCAGGCGGGAUAGCUUUGAUGAUCCCUUUUUCAAUCAUGUUGGUGACCAUCCCUAAUCUGAUUCUAGCCUAUCUGGUGGCUUUUGUAUCUGGACUGAGCAUUGCAGUGGCUUUACUCUUGCCAUGCUAUACAUGCAAGGACAAAGCCCAAAUUCAUUAUGAAUGUGUUGACACCUCUAAAGAUGAAAAUAUGAGACCACGUAAAACCUGUAUUAAUUCGGCUGAGUCCUUUAAUUUUAGGUCCAUGUUGCCUGAUGUAGUUGACCACUUUCGAGUGAAGAAUCCUCAUUCCGCUGGGCAUGAAACCAUCUUCUAUUCUUCAUAUGUCUUUUUUACUAAGAUAUCAACUGGGUUUGGUAUGGGAAUUUCUGCCUCCAGUCUGGAGAUCGCUGGUUACAAACCGGGGAUGUGCAAACAGUCCAGCAGUGUUGUUGUUGCGCUGAAGAUCUUGAUUGGUGGAGUCCCGCCUGUCCUCAUAGUACUAGGCUUAUUCAUACUUCUGUUCUACCCAAUCAGUGAGAAGAGUCGAAAGGAAACUAAACUUGCUCUUGAAAUGCUAAGGAAGAAUAAUCCAAGCACUGAAGAUUUCUCUGAGAAUGAACAAGGCACACGGCUUUAAAUACCUAAAUAGAAAUCACUUGUGAACAAGGUGGCAUCACUUAGUGGGACACAAAUGAGACGUUUGUGUUAUCCCACAGAAGCUUUGUCUCAAGGACAACAGAAGCAUAUGUGUCAAGGCUACGCAAAUUCAAAACCUACAAUCUGAAAAAGCAUAGCUUGGAGAAGAGCUGCUUAGAGCUUGUGUGUGACACUGUAUGGUUCUGUGAAGCUCUGGAAGGACUGCUUUAGGAUGCAGUUGGGCUGUGUUUUUUCCUCUGAAUUACACCAACACAGCGGUAUUAUAUUCAGGCCAGGAGGAUGGUGAAUUCUGUGCAAUGUAUUUUGAAAAGCAGUUAUUUUCCCCACCCACCUUUUCAAAAGUAUCAGCAUUUGAAUAGUUUAAGAAUGUUAUCCUUUUGCCUUCUUAAUAUGUGGAGAGAACUGCUACUUAUGACCCAAUAGAGGUGACAAUGUGCAAAAAUACACUUCCAAAUUUAAAUGAAAUUAACUACUUGCUUUCCAUGUGCUUUUUAAUGUAUGCUUGUUUUUUGCUUAUUUUAAUUUUGCUUGUUUUUUUCAAAAUCUUGAACAAAACAUUUGUAUAGCUGACCUGUGCAAAAAGGGAACGCUUUGUGUGUGGAGCCAUGUUAAAUGCUGUAGGUUUAUUGCCCCAAGCAAACAGUUCUAUGAUUAUUUACUUGAGGAUAAUCUGUGACUAAGCAGGGAAUAAAAUAAUUGUCACUCCACUGCAUCACUGCUUACCACAUAUGCUGCUGAUGGUAUAACAGUGUGCAUGAGAAAGUGGAGACAGUUUACUAAAUCAAAAUUACCAUCGAUUCAACAUUUUAAGCCAAAAUUGCCAUUGCCCCAAGACAAGUAAUAUAAUCUUGGGAUAAUCCACCUUGCAACUAAUGGUUUAAUAACAGAAAUAUACUGCAUUCUGAAAGUCUGUUUUGCAUAUGUUGUUGGACUAAAACGUCAGAUAAUUCCACAUUAUCCAGUAGUACCUUUGUGAGUACCACAGGAGCAUGCUGUGCCAAUUUUGUAGGUGUUUAUGUGGAGGCACUGCUUCUGUGAACUGACACUUCCAUGUUGGGCACUUAUACAUGCGGAUUUCCACGAUUGCAGUACUCCUCUUGGUAAACUUCUGUGAACAGAUCUCAGUAACUUGUUCAGAUAACAUCUUUCAGUUGGAGGCGUAGGUAUGCACAAGCAGCGUCUCCACAUGAACAUCUCCUGGCUAUGAGCUAAGUGGCAGCUUUGUAGUCCCCCAAGCCUUUUCAUGGUAACAUCCAGAUAACAUGAAUUGGUGGCCCAUUGUGCAAUAAGUGCUUGGAAUGAGAGCCAUUCUUCAUGAACUAAUGUCUGUCUAUGCACAUGGCAUAUUGACCAUACUAUCUCUCCAAAUGUGUUGGUCAUGUCACCUGAUAUGAUUUUAAAUUUUCCUUCAAUGCAGCCUCGAUUGUUUACACCAGAUAGCGUUUUGGUGGUCCAAUCUUGUGAGUGAGUUCCUGUUAUUUAAACUGUCAGUAGAAGGGUCAUCACUAUAGAACUGUCAUCUAUAGUAGAAGGGGGUAGAGAAGUACAAGUUCUUUUUCAUCUCCUUACUUGUAUGUAUGUGAAAUAGUUUAAUUACAAGAUCAUAGAGCAUACCAGACUUUCUGCCCAAUACUGAGCAAACGAAACUGACCAUAACUUGGCUUAGGGGGGCCGAGGUUAAUUUUUAGGGUGCUAGUUAUUAAAGUAACACUUAAUAUCAAUCAGUUAAUUAAAUAAAAUUAAAGUAAAAUUAAUUUAAAUGAACUUAAUCAAAAUUUAACUUUUGAAGUUUUGGCAGGCCAAGAUUAAUUUAAAUUAAAAUAAAAUAAAUUGAAUUAAAAUUAUAAAAUAAAUACAAUAUAAUCUGUACAAAAUGCAUAACAAAAUGCACUGUUCUUCCUUUCCACCUCUGCCAAAUCAUCACACUUAACAUGGAGCACUUCUAAGGAAAAAAAUUAGAGAAGUUUUUCUCUUACUUUUUGAUAAGAAAAUUACACUUUCAUCCUUCCCCACACAGGCUUUUAUGAGAGGGAAAGAGAAGCGAGAUGGGGAAAGAAAAAAGGAAAGAAUGGGGCAGGCUUGGCUUGAGAGAGAGAGAGAAUAAAUGAAUGGGGCAGGCUUGGCUUGAGAGAGAAAGAGGUUGCUCUGAUAUCAGCCGCCUCUGUUGUAGGGGUGGGUAGAGGGGUAGAUGGACUACCGGCUCACACCCACCCACAGCCAUCCCCUCAGCCGUGCGGCAGCUGGAAUUAGAAUAAUUUAAAAACCAAAACACUGAGGUUCGCAGCAGAGGGAGGCAAGCGCAAAGGCCCCACGGGCCAAGAAAAGAGGCCCCGCAGGCCGGAUGCAGCCUGCAGGCCAGAUGUUGUGCAGGCCUGUGCUAGCUGAAAUAUAAUGGUGUAUUGAUAGAGGAGAGCAGGUCCUCUCAGCCUGGCCUGCAUAGGAGCAUCUUGAACUGUAAAGUAGAAAUCUUUAUAGUUAAAAUAUACAGCUUGAAUGUAUGUGAAAAUUGGAGAGUUUAUUUUUGUUAAUGAACUGAACUAUAUAUCAAGUGUCAAUUUAAAAGCACCAACAGUGUGGGAGAAAAUUCUUAAUGCUUAAUAUUUGUACAUUUGCAGUGACUUGGAGCGCAACCUUUUAAGAACAGAUCCUGUAUCAGGACUGGUGGACUGAAUUAGAGUUGUGUCAGAACCAAGCCGUGCUCUUAUUGUGACUAUUAAAGGUUGCGCAAAAGAGAUUCCUGGUGUAUUGUGGCCUGAUAAUUUGAAAAGGUGUGUGUGUGCGCACACACACAUUGCCACCUUCAGGGUGCAUAUUGCCACAGCCACACUAUGGUACAGAAUUGCUCAAAUUGUCAUCUACCGAUGUAACACAUUUUUAGUCAUCACCAAAGACUAUUUCUGAUUGCAGAAGUAAACGCGAUGCUUCUAGAAUAGAGUUGGAUGCAAUAGACAUCAAUUUUCUGUUUUCAAUUUCAGUUUGCAAAGAACCCAGCAACCUUUGCAAAGAACCCUGCAAAGAACCCAGUUUGCAAAGAACCCAGCAAUUUCAGUUUGCAAAGAACCCUUCCCUCCAAGUCUUGCAAUGCAAACUGGGAGCAUUUCACUGACCCUGCCAAAACAUUAAGGCUCAAGGAGCAAGUCACAGCUCCCCUUCUGAACUGGUAUACAAAAAGGUCCCACACAAUUACACUUCUGUUCUGACAAAAGGAUAGCCAGGAUGUAAGAUCCUUCAGUGGGAUUCAGUCAUUACCUGACAUGCCAACUACUAAAGCAUGCAGGCUUCAAGCAGCUGCAGAUUAUGUGUUUAGAAAACCAAAGAAACUCCAUGUUUGCCCAGAAUACCUCAUUUUAACUUAAAGUAACCUAGCCCAGCUCAGGGACAUCACUGCCUCUCAUGAUUAACGUCAUUAUCUCUCUCCACUAAAUUGUAUCUAUGAAACUUGGUUCUCACAAGGUUCUCACUGUUUUUCGCUGACAGUUAAGAAAACAGGAUUUAACCAAAUAAGGAGCAAUCACCAGAUGAACAAUGAAUCAUUCGCAUGCGUACUAGAUACUUAGACCACCAUUUUAUUGUCAUGUAUACUAUGUCUAGGGUGUCAGCAUCAGAUUGUUUGUAUAAAUGUAAGAUGCACCUAUAACCAAACUGUAAUCGGUUUGAGAGCGUAAGCCUAUUGAUUACCUAUCGCUAAACUGCAGUAGCAAUAAAAGCCUCUAAAUGAUUCCCA
Hemicordylus capensis (graceful crag lizard) is the source of this 6413-nucleotide messenger RNA. It is a transcript of the gene MFSD2B, whose product is annotated as MFSD2 lysolipid transporter B, sphingolipid. Bases 1248 to 2669 code for a protein of 473 amino acids. Gene Ontology annotation, molecular function: sphingolipid intramembrane carrier activity; symporter activity. Lineage: Eukaryota; Metazoa; Chordata; Lepidosauria; Squamata; Cordylidae. Gene Ontology annotation, cellular component: membrane. The record is from RefSeq and is a predicted model, not a curated record. Gene Ontology annotation, biological process: carbohydrate transport. The transcript has 17 exons.